AUGAGCUGUCAACCCGACCAGACGUGCUCGACGUGCGACAGCCACGACACGCACCAUGUCCCCGACAUCGAAGACUACAAGGCCGAGGUAGCGUCUCUGCGCCAACGGACUGCCGAGCUAGAACGACAGCUCUCGAGGGUCCAAAGCCACCAAACCAAGACGAACGGCGAGUCAGAUGGUGCGUCCGAGUCACCACCACGCAAACUCCGGUCGGCGCACUGGUUCAACAACCCUUCCGACCCGGAGAUGAUGGCGCUGUACACGGACCGGUUCCUCAACUACGGGCUCACGGUGGGCGAGCUGAACAGCGGCAGGCCCAUCAUCGGCAUCGCCCAGUCCGGCAGCGACAUUGCGCCCUGCAACCGGUACCACCUGGAGCUGGCGAAGCGGGUGCGCGAGGGGAUUCGAGCGGCGGGCGGGAUCGCGUUCGAGUUCCCGACGCACCCGAUCCAGGAGUCCGUGCGGCGCCCGACGGCCACGCUGGACCGCAACCUUUUGUACCUGGGGCUCGUGGAGAUCUUGCACGCGUACCCUUUGGACGGGGUGGUGUUGCUUACGGGCUGCGACAAGACCACGCCCGCGAUGCUCAUGGCCGCGGCGAGUGUCAACAUCCCGGCCAUCUGCCUGAACGUGGGACCCAUGCUGAACGGACGCCUGCAUGGCACGCGCGACCGCAUCGGCAGCGGCACGAUCCUGUGGAAGGCGCGCGACCUGCACGCCGCGGGCCAGAUCGACGACGACAUGAUGGUAGAGAUGAUCGCCGCGGGGACCCCCUCCGCGGGCCACUGCAACACCAUGGGCACGGCGUCGACGAUGAACGCGUUGGCCGAGGCCCUGGGCAUGGCGCUGCCGGGCAGCGCGGCCAUCCCGGCCCCGUACCGCGAAAGGGCGCAGUGCGCGUUCCGCACCGGCAAGCAGAUUGUCGAAAUGGUCCGCGUGGACCGCAAGCCCAGCGACAUCCUGACGCGGGCCGCCUUCGAAAACGCCGUCGUCGUCAACAGCGCCAUUGGCGGGAGUACGAACGCGCCGAUCCAUCUGAACGCCAUUGCCAAGCACGUCGGCGUGCCCCUGGACCUGGACGACUGGGAUGCCAUCGGCUUUGACGUGCCGUUGUUGCUCAACGUCCAGCCCGCGGGCGAGAUGCUGUGCGAGGAGUACUACAAGGCCGGCGGGCUGCCCGCGGUGAUGGCCGAGUUGCUGCAGCACGGCAAACUGCACGAGGGCGCCCUGACGUGUAACGGGCGGACCGUGGCCGACAACGCAAAGGGCCAGUUCUCGUGGGAUCGCAGUACCAUUAGAAGUUAUGACCAUCCCCUCAAGCCCAGCGCCGGCUUCUUGCACAUGAAGGGCAAUCUGUUCGACUCGGCGAUUAUGAAGACGUCGGUCAUCUCGGACGACUUUCGCGCCGAGUUCCUCGACGACCCGAACGAUCCGAACGCCUUCGAGUGCAAGGCCGUGGUGUUUGACGGGCGCGAGGACUUCAUCAACAGGAUCGACGAUCCCAAGACAAACGUCGACAGGAGGACCAUUCUCGUCAUGCGCGGCGCCGGGCCGCUGGGAUAUCCUGGCGCCGCCGAAGUCGUCAACAUGCACGCCCCAGGCCAUGUCAUCAAGCAGGGCGUCACCUCGUUACCCUGUAUCGGCGACGGUCGCCAAUCAGGCACAUCCGGGUCCCCCUCGAUCCUGAACGCGAGCCCCGAGGCAGCAGCCGGCGGGAACCUGGCGCUCCUUCGCGACGGAGACAUGGUCAGAGUCGAUCUCCCUAAGCGGCAGGUCAGACUGCUGGUGUCGGACGAGGAGCUGAGCAAGCGGCGCGACGAGCUCGAGGCCCAGGGCGGGUAUGCCGUUCCCGAGAGCCAGACUCCGUGGCAGGAUAUCUUCCGGCGCGAGACGGGCCAGCUGAGUGGGGGGAUGGUGUUGAACUGUGCGCCCAAGUAUCAGCGCAUUGCGCAGAAGUGGCCUGCUCCACGGCAUAAUCAUUGA
Cladophialophora yegresii CBS 114405 is the source of this 1983-nucleotide messenger RNA. Its product is annotated as dihydroxy-acid dehydratase. The transcript is spliced from 2 exons. Gene Ontology annotation, molecular function: hydro-lyase activity. Lineage: Eukaryota; Fungi; Ascomycota; Eurotiomycetes; Chaetothyriales; Herpotrichiellaceae. The coding region runs from base 1 to 1983 and encodes 660 amino acids. The record is from RefSeq and is a predicted model, not a curated record.